AUGCCCUGGAAUGGUUUGACCAGCAGGCUCUUCAAAAAGCAUGAAGGUCCCUUAUUACCUAUCACCGAAGAGAAAAAGGAGGAAAUAGAAAACAACAAUGCUCCGCAGAGCGUGAAUACACAACAUAGCAUCGAGAACGAGAAAUAUCCACGGAAGGAUUCGAGAAAUGACGAGGGCCCGGCUCCCGACCAAGUCCAUGGAUUACCAGAGAUCAAAAUCACAUUAGCUUCUCCCGAGGCCGAAGAGCCAACCGAGGAAAACACAGAAUAUGCGGCUCCGGCAGACUACGAGAAAGAGCUUGCCAAGUCUGCUCCGUACCGAAAGCCAGCGGCCUUCAACAACCCCUUCGGCGAUAACGUACAUGCCCUCCCCCACGCACAGACUACUAAUCCUCGGCGAGCGUCGCAGUGGCAGGCCCAGCGAAGGACUUCCAGUCAGCCGCAUCUGCUUCAACCUGCAGCACAACCGAUUCGAAACUUCUCGCGGCCGUCGUUCCCGAGCAUUGAUGACAAGAUCACAUGGCAACCUGACCCGAACCGCUACCCAGCCGACUACCGGCGUAGACAGUCAUCAUGGGCGCAAGACAAGCCGCGAAGGCCGUCCGAAUGGGGCAGAAAGGUAUCGACCAUCUCAACCCUCAGUACGCAGAGCGAGUAUCCCGAGAUCGUGGACCCCGUGGAUCCAGCCAGGAAACUGUCACCACGAAACCUCGUUACUCAAAGAAUCCUGUUCUUGGGAAUCGUCAUUAUUUUAAACCUCGGCUGUCUCAUGGCCGCGCUGUUCAGUCAUUCGGGCACCUGGGUGUUUGUGUUCAUUCUGGUGGUCAAGAGCAAAGACGUGCUCUCUGCUCUUGUCUCUCCCACAGGAAUGCUGUUGCGCCGGAUAUAUCACAUAUUCAAGCCGCCGAAAGAAGUACCGUCAAAAUGGAUUCUGUCGCUGAUCCCCGCAUACUCGGAAAGCGAGGAACAGAUCGUAAAAUGCAUUUUCUCGCUGCGCGACAACGGAGUCGAGCCACAUCGACAGGUCAUGUGUGUCGUGCUGGACGGCAAACCGCGAGACGUCAAGUCGCACUACACCGAGUUGCUUUGCACCAUCGAGAGACCGUAUGUGUCGUUCAAACAUCAACUGGGGGCGCUGCGCAUUCAUGCUGGGUUCAUGAAAGACGUGCCUGUGAUCAUCAUUGAGAAGAAAAAGAACGCCGGCAAGAAGGAUUCUCUGAUCCUCGCGCACGACCUAUUCAAUUUCCCCCGCAACAACAUGCCAUUGUAUUCAGAAUUACUGAGAAGUGAGAUCUGGGAGCAUAUCCUACCGGAACUUACUGACCAGUUUCCCUUUGAGGGGUUCGACAUGAUCUUUUGUACUGAUGCCGACUCGGUCAUCCAUCAGGGCGCUCUGGCGUCGUUGACCAAUGCCCUGGCGAGGAAAGAGAACUCGAUCGCCGCUUGUGGCCUUGUGCUUGUCGAGCUGGAACCUGGGUAUGAAUGGUCGCUUUGGAACAUGUAUCAACAAUUUCAGUACUGCUUCGGCCAAUACGUCCGCCGCCGCGCCGAGCACUUCUGGGGCAAAGUCACCUGUCUCCCAGGCUGCAUCACAAUGAUCAAAUGCCGCCCCGAGUGCGCGGGCGCAAUCGCAAAAUACGCCGAAGCCGUGACUGUAAUGCCAGUCCUGCACCACCAAGUCCAAUACCUCGGCACGGACCGGCGGCUAACAUACUGUUUGUUAUCUCAAAACCGCAAACUUACUACCCUGUUCGUUCCCGAGGCCGUCAGCGAAACCGUGGCACCACAGUCCCUCCAACACUACUUGAGUCAACGACGACGAUGGGGCUCCAACGCCUACUUCAACAAUUACUUCUACAUGACAGGCGAGAAGAUGUCGCCCAUCACGCGCGUGGCCGCGUUCAUCGAGAUCCUGCGUCUGAGUAUGGUCUACUACCGCUUCUGCAAUACGAUUCUGUUAGUACACCAUAUCAUCGUCGGUAUCAUCAACCAUACCUUUGAGACGGCUCGACUGGCGCCGCUGUUGGCAGUCAGCCAGACGCCGCUGCUGUGGUUUAUCAUCUCUGUGAUGAUUGAGCCACAGCUUCGGUGCAGAGCACACAAGUUGGCUAUGGGGUUUUGUAUCAACAAGUGCGUCUCGUCGUUUAUUUCAAUGACGGUGUUUUGGAGGGUUUGUCGGAAUGUCGGGUCGCAAGUAUGGGGUAUAUCUGGUGUUACGGCAGCUAGUGGUGCUGCAGCGGCUGGAGCCACCGCGAUCACUGCUGCUGCUGUGCCUGCUGUGCCUGUCGUCCCUGCUGUCCCGGCUGCUGCUGUGGGUGUUGCUGAGCCGCCGACGGCUGUGAUUGCGCCGACGAAGGAAGAUGUGGUGGCGCCUGAUCUGCCCCGCCAACAACUGAAUGUCUAG
This is a messenger RNA of Exophiala dermatitidis NIH/UT8656, 2403 nucleotides long. Its product is annotated as chitin synthase. The transcript is spliced from 3 exons. Gene Ontology annotation, molecular function: chitin synthase activity. Gene Ontology annotation, cellular component: cell septum; cell periphery. Bases 1 to 2403 code for a protein of 800 amino acids. NCBI's taxonomy places the organism in Eukaryota, Fungi, Ascomycota, Eurotiomycetes, Chaetothyriales, Herpotrichiellaceae. The record is from RefSeq and is a predicted model, not a curated record.